CGAACGAAGCACAUGCAACGUGUUUGUCAAUCUGUCAUCUGCUUUUGCUUUUGCGAUGACGUAAAUGCUAUCAGCGAAUGUCAUCUUGAGGCUGCACGUCAAUACGCGUGCUUGAAGAACGAGGACUGAGGCUCGCAUUCACUCGCUCCUCGUUCAAGCAUAAUGGUGUUUUGCCUGGCCAUGUGUCACGACAGUCAAUCGGACUCUCCGCGUUCUCCACUGAAUAUCGAGUAAUUUGAAUACAUGCAAAUUGCAAUCGAUAAGUACGACUCUCCCGGCGGGCGUUAAACGAUAAACGGUUUGUCAAAUAAAAAUAAGCUCGUCCCGAUAUCGCCCAAGCUGGCCUUUAAAACGUCGACAUUCUAGCCCGUAGAGUUGAGGACGAGAGUCGUAUUUUUAGUACGAUCUAAAAUUGUAAUGUUGCUACGAAGUUCGCGAGUGAAUUUUGCACCAUCGGCGAUGCCACCACGGAGACCGUGACCGCGGAAUUCAUCUGUCGGGGAUUCGUCGAAAAGUGAUUUUUGUCAUCAUCAAACAUAUCCGCGAUUCGCAACAUCGAUCGCGAUCUUCGAACUGACUCGAUUUUUCAGUUUCUCCGAGAGAUCUGAUUUCGUCCGAGGCUCGAACAGCGAGUUAAUCGCAAUGUGAAUAAUGGAGACAGACGAGGAUUUUAUCGAACUUUGUAUAGACGAUCAUUAAUAUCGUCGUUAUAUUUACGGUUAAAUGAGUCAGGGUUAAAUUAGAGAGCAGCGAUCCGCUAUUUAUUUCCACGUAUUUAAUUGCGCUGCAACUGACGUUCCAUUUGGAUUUCAUUUUCGCGUGUCAUAGCGCAAUGCAGCGCGGAAGUAUCGUUUUACGCGCCAGUGUGGAUAUUGCGUUUUGACGUUUGAAUUGGGACCAUUGUGUCUAUUGUACCUCCACUCGGCAAACUGUGUCAUAAAAAUAAACGUCUGCGAUGCAGAUGGUGACCAGCGCCUUACAAAUGUAAAGCGUGUCUCUAUCUCUUCCGCGAAUAAUCCUAGUUCUCCACGGCAAUUUGUCGCGAUGACGAGGUACAAACAGGCCGAAUUCGAGGAUGAGGACAGCAGCAGCAUCGGCUCCGUCGCUCUAAAUAGCGAAGGCAUCAGUACAUCCGCCACGCAUAUAAGAUAUCAUACGGGUACAACAAUGUGGAAGGCGAGAAGUACUUUGGAAAGAUGCCUUCUCAUAAUUUGCGCUGUUCUACUGCUGACGAUCGUGGUACUUGCCAUCGUGAUCAGCAGCAAAAACGGUUGGGAAGAGGCUCAGAUUCUUCAUGUCACCUCUCAUGGAGAAGACGGCGCACAUUGUCUCACGGAACACUGCGUAACGGUAGCAGCUUCCAUAAUAAAUAGUAUAGAUUAUUCCGUCGAUCCGUGUGACGAUUUCUACGAAUACGCUUGCGGCGGCUGGAGGAAGAAAAAUCCCAUUCCAGACGGGAAGAGCGUUUGGGGCACGUUCGGCAAGUUGGAGCAGGAUAAUCAACUAGUCGUUAAGAAUGUUCUCGAGAAACCGCUCAGCGAGAUGAAAUCAAAGGCCGAGAAGAAGGCCAAGUAUUAUUAUCUGUCUUGCAUGGACGCGAAUGAGACGAUCGAGGCGCUCGGGGCUAAGCCGAUGUUGGAACUGUUGGAAAAUAUCGGCGGUUGGAACAUUUCCGGCAAAUUUAACAUCAGCGCGUGGUCCCUGCAAAACAGCAUGCACAUUUUGCAAAUCGGUUACAACAUGGGCGGACUGUUCUCCUGGGCUGUGAACGAGGACGAUCGAAACAGCACUAGAUACAUAAUCCAGAUCGAUCAAGGGGGCUUAACACUACCAACUGCGGACAAUUAUCUCAACGUAACCGAACACGGCAAAGUUCUGGCCGCCUAUUUGGAUUACAUGACGAAGAUCGGCGUGCUCUUAGGUGGCGAGGAGAAUUCGACGAGGAAACAGAUGCAGGAGGUAAUCGACUUUGAGACAAAACUCGCAAAUAUUACUACUCCGCCCGAAGAUCGUAGAGACGAGGAGAAGCUCUACAACCUGAUGUCGUUGAAUGAAUUGCAACGUAAAGCACCUUUCAUGUCCUGGGUGGAUUACUUUCAAAAUGCUACUCGCCUCGUGAACAAGAAGAUCAACAGUAAAGCGAUGAUCGUAAAUUUUGCACCGGAGUACUUUGUGAAAUUGACGAGACUCGUGCAAGAAUAUAACAAAACGACUUCUGGGAAGAUAGUACUGAAUAACUAUUUGGUUUGGCAGACCGUAAGGUCCUUAACGGCGUCUCUCUCGAAGCCGUUCCGUGACGCUUACAAAGGCUUGAGAAAAGCUUUACUCGGUUCUGAAGGCCACGAAGAGCAAUGGCGUUACUGUGUCAGUGAUGUUAAUAACGCUAUGGGUUUCGCCAUUGGCGCGAUGUUUGUCAGAGAAGUUUUUCAUGGCAAGAGUAAACCCAUGGCGGAAGAGAUGAUCAAUCAAAUUCGCAAAGCAUUUACGAAAAACUUGAAGAAUCUAGACUGGAUGGAUGCAGAGACAAGAAAGUCCGCCGAAGAAAAAGCGAACGCGAUCACUGACAUGAUCGGCUUCCCGGAUUAUAUUCUGCAACCCAGCGAUCUCGAUGAACGUUACAGAGAUUUGGCGAUCAAGCAGUAUGAAUAUUUCCAGAACAACUUGCGCGUUAACAAGUACAAUUUGCGUAAAAGUCUUGAAAAACUUGAUCAAGCGGUGAAUAAGACGACUUGGAUAAUGACUCCGCCGACUGUGAACGCUUAUUACACGCCUACCAAAAAUCAGAUCGUCUUCCCCGCCGGUAUUCUUCAAAGUCCGUUUUACGAUAUGGAGAAUCCAAAUAGCUUAAACUUCGGCGGCAUAGGCGUAGUCAUGGGACAUGAACUAACACACGCUUUCGAUGAUCAAGGUCGAGAAUACGAUUUGCACGGAAAUCUACAUCAUUGGUGGAACGAUGCUACGAUAGAACGAUUUAAAAAUAGAACCGAAUGCUUCGUGGAACAGUAUAACCAUUAUCAAGUACAAGGUCGACAUAUAAAUGGCCAACAGACGCUGGGAGAGAAUAUCGCCGACAAUGGGGGCCUUAAGGCAGCAUAUCACGCUUAUCUCUCGAUGCCUAAGAGCUACAAGGAUCAACUGCCGCUACCCGGUCUCAAUUUGACGCAUCGUCAAUUAUUUUUCCUGAAUUUUGCACAGGUUUGGUGCUCCGCCAUAACGUCCGAGACGGAGACUCUUCAGAUGGAGAAGGAUUCUCAUUGUCCCCCGCGGUACAGGGUGAUAGGACCACUUUCGAAUCUGCCAGAAUUCGCGAUGGAAUUUAACUGCCCUAAAGACUCGAAGAUGAAUCCGAUAAAUAAGUGCGAAGUGUGGUAACGUCGUCUGAUAUCUCUAUCUUGACUGAUUCAUCGAAGACAGUUCAGUUGAACUUAAUUUCCGGUAUGACGGUGAAACCGUCGAGGCUCUCACGUGCCGUUGCAUAAAGAGAGGUAACGUGUCGUGGAACGUGGGACUUGUUUCGGGCAUCGGACUCUACGUUUUUUAAUUCCUUCAUAUAUCAUCUAUUUACCUUGUGAAGAUAACUAUUUUAAAUUUUACGGAUCUACCGUCGACGUAUGAUUUCGUCACAUUUUUUUCAACGUGCGAUCUCGAAAGUAGUCAGGAGAUGGUGACAUCUUCUCUCAGCUAUGGGAAAUUCAUUGGCUAUAAUUUAAACCCAGUUUUCUCUUAUCCGUUCCUACCAUAUUUAAAAAUUAUUACUUAAAAUUUAUAGUAAUUACCUUUCUAGUAAACUCGGUUUAUUACGUGUAUUUUCUUCUAAAUCUUAAAAUUAAAUACAAUUCACUCAGAGUUUUCUUUGUCAGCGAGUCAAGACUUAUACGAGCUACUUAGAUCGCGCGAAAUAUGCCAUAUGCAUUUCUAAUGUCAUAUUUUGCAGUUUUGCAGACAGACUCUGCUGGCGCGUUUUAGACUUCUAAGAGAUUUAUUUUAUAAAAACUACUUAUUUUAUGACUUAUUUUAUGAGCUGGACGGAAUUCGGAAUUUGAGAUCGCGGUAACGCGACACGCGACACGCAACACACGACACUCUAUUGCCCGUCAAGAGAAAUAUUUUUUAAAUGUGCUUAAUUGUGCUAAAUAUUUCUCUCUUAUGUCACCUAGCGCAUAUUUAGUAAGCGAAUCGGAGGUUUGACUUUUCCAUUUGAUGGAAAAAUGGAAUGACUCCGGCAAAAAUUAGGUUAGCUGAAAAAAAGAAAAUGAAAUUAAAAAAUUUUAUUUUACAAAGCUGUGGAUACUUAAUCUUCAAAAUCAGAAGUUGUCCUCGGGACUUUCUGAAAGAUAAUGUUGAAGAGAUGAAACGAGAUCUCACAUAUGACUUCUUUCCGACUUUAUAAAGACUGGAUGUUUUAUUUUCCAGAAAUUAAUAAUUUUCAAUUCGAUCUGUGUAUUACAUUUUUUUACGAGAUGCAAUACUACAGAUAUUUGUGUAAGAAACUGUGAGACACUGUUUAAUCUCACGUCUACACAGAAUCAUCAAAGCAUAAAUCUAUAUAUACUUUCUCUUCAUUCUUAGUUAUACAAUUAUGUAAUAUUUUAAUAUUGAGUAUUAUGUAGAGAAACUUGUUUUGUUAAUGAAUGCUGAACGGCGUAUUUGUACAUAAAAUGAUUUCUAGAUUGAGAAGCUUAUGCAUCCGUUACAAGAAUAAUGUAAAUUUUUAUUUGUUAAUAUUAAUUUUAUUGUUGUGAUUAAUAGGAAAUCUCGGUACAGCUGUGAUGGAUUUCAAAAGCUAAAGUUUUGUUGUGGCUCUUCCGUUGUCAAAAUCAAUAACAUAUCUUGGUACUGUAUGUAAUACAGAAAUAAUAUUAAUAAUUUUUAUGUCUCAUACAAUGCAC
Pogonomyrmex barbatus (red harvester ant) is the source of this 4889-nucleotide messenger RNA. RefSeq names its product M13 family metallopeptidase neprilysin 3 (gene Nep3). Gene Ontology annotation, biological process: protein processing. The record is from RefSeq and is a predicted model, not a curated record. Lineage: Eukaryota; Metazoa; Arthropoda; Insecta; Hymenoptera; Formicidae. Gene Ontology annotation, molecular function: metalloendopeptidase activity. Gene Ontology annotation, cellular component: plasma membrane.